Molecule: messenger RNA, 5107 nt
Organism: Nilaparvata lugens (brown planthopper)
Lineage: Eukaryota; Metazoa; Arthropoda; Insecta; Hemiptera; Delphacidae
Biological process (GO): exocytosis
Cellular component (GO): plasma membrane; exocytic vesicle
Molecular function (GO): neurexin family protein binding
Source: RefSeq, a predicted model, not a curated record
UUGUAAAGCAGUAGAUGCAUCAUCGAUGCCUUCACCGUGGGCGGCGCUGCGUAACUCUCCUGAGAUGAGAGCCUACAGCAGCAUGCCCCGCCAUCACGACUAUGGCGGCCGCCCCACCUAUCUGCCGCCUUCGCCUUCUGCCGCCUCCGACACGCCGCCUCCGGCUGCCUCCGAUCUGUCGCCUCCCGCCGCUCCGCCGUCUUCGCCCGCACCGCGCACCAGCGAAGAUGAGCGGCAGACUACCGCCGUCUCCGACUCGACCUCUUCCGCUGUCUCGGAUCUGCCGCCUCCCGCCGCUCCGCCGUCUUCUCCCGCCCCGCGCACCAGCGAAGAUGAGCGGAAGACUAACGGCAGGCAGCAGGCGGAAGCAACUGAUAGACAACACACAGUCAACGCUGGAUCAUUGGUUGAUAAAGUGGUGAGAGGUCCGAGCUCGGACCAGGAGAGCGGCGGCGACCUGUCGUCGGUCGGCAGCAGUCCGAUGAUCGAGAAGCGGUCGUCUGCGGCUCUGUCGUCGCCCGUGAUUCGCAAGGUGGCUCUCAGGCGCAGACGGGUCGAUGCCGCCAAUCUACCGCCAGGUGUGACACCCCCACGCAGCAGACGCCACCUGAUAAAAGGCGCCGGAGGCGGUGAGGCGUCGACAGACGAGGAGUCCAGCUGGCUGGUGGAGUCGGGUACCGACGACUACCGCCUUGUCUUCAUUAGUAGUUCCGACUCGUCGUCACGAGAGGAUUUGCCGUCGGACGACGAUGACUGCGCCUGGGAUUACUACCUGGAGACAGGGCCCAACUCGGGCGCAUGCGCAAUUAUUACUCCACGCGCCGACCUGGAGGGGGGCUCAACUCAGUCAUUACUCCACGCGCUGACCUGGAGUCGUCGGCCGACCGUCGCCGCGAGAGGAGACAUCAGUGUGAUACCGAUCCCCGUUCCGGUUCCUGUUCCGGUUCCCGUGCUAGUGCCCGUGCCCUGGCAUCCCGAGUUUACGAUUCGCGUACAGCAUUGUUUGGCUCCCGUCUGGCGCGAACUGCUUUUGCGUCAUGGCGGCGGGAGUGGUGCCAUGACCCCCCAAGGCGCCGACAUGCCCGCUGGAGACGACAGCCAACAAAACAACACCGCUUCUGAUGAUGUAGUUCUCAAACUUUACAAACCGCUCGAAGAGAAAUCCGUUGAUCCAGUCCUACCACCUGAACCUUCAUCAACGGACAACUCAUCCUCCGACGAAGAACAAACUGCCACUAAACGCGUGUACCGGUUCAACGAUCAAACCGUGGUUGACGGUGUUAGUGCUUCUUCAUCCUCCGACUACUCAGACUCUUCAGCAUCCACCAGCUCUGAACAAAGCACACGCCCAACUAAACGUACUAGGAGAACCUAUGUUGUCAAUCAUUCCAACAAUGUAGAGUGUGAUAUACCAGGUUUAGAAAGGAAUUAUGAAGAGGAUGAUACAGAUUGUGCUUCAGAUACCGGUGUUACACUUAUUAAACAUACUAGUGUUUCGUCAGAUAGUGGUGUUACACUCGUCAAGAAUACUGGGGUCACGUCAGAUACUGGUGUUACACUUAUUAAACAUACUAGUGUCUCGUCAGAUACACUCGAAAAACUUACUAGUGUCUCAUCAGAUACCGGUGUUACACUCAUUAAACAUACAGGGGUCGACGAAAUGUGCAACAAAGAGGAUGUUGUAGGUGUUGACAGUGGAUAUCGUCCUAGAAAUGUGCAUCUUUCGGAUAUAUUUGAUAGUGUCAAAAAUGAUGUGAUAGUGAAACGUGAUGUGGUGGGGGAGUCGGGGUCAACAGUUAGUGUAAAUGUGAACGAUGUGGCUAGUGUAAAUGUGAACGAAGUUGCAAAGAGAAACGAAGUGGAUAGUGUGUCAUCAGCGCGCGACCUUGAACCUGUAUCCGCCUGCCAAGAACCGCAGUCGGCUGCAUUCGAAUAUGAUUCCCUUUCACGUGAUGCUGUUCUCUCGCAACCGGUUCCACGGCAACCGGAAGUCUCCAGCGCUGAUUCGCUCGGCGCUGAUAACAACAUGAUCGACUCCUUGGAUCCGCCGCGACAUUAUCAUAACGACGAGCGAAGCCUGGACGUUCAGGAUAGUUUGGAUGUUGUUGAAAAGUGUGAAGCAGUUAACGAGAAUGUGCGAAGGUGUGACAGCGACAUUAACGAGAAUGUACGGAGGUGUGACAGCGACAGUAACGAGAAUGCUCGAAGGUGUGACAGCGACAAUGAAGGUGGUGCAAAUGUCGGAACUCGUAGCAGCAGUGCUUCCGACGAGUUCUCAGGUACCGAGUCGAUGGAACUGAAUGGAACCGACAAGCUGGAACGGAUUAUAAAUGAUAACCAACGACCUGAAACUGGUCGAUACACAAGUUUGGUUAUGAUAACCCAGGAUCGGCCGGCUACUAUUGUGCAGGAUUGUGAGAGUUUGGUGAAUGAUGAGGUUGAUACCUCGGAACAGGUUAGAGUUGUGUUGGGUGGUGAUACACUGAGUUGUCUCGAGGAGGUAGCUGAUGAUGAUUCCUGGGUGGAGGAGUUGGAUAGGGAGGAGUCAGUUGCUGCCACGACAACUGAGGACUCGUCUGAGGGCGAAGAUGCUGGGUUUGCCGACCGGGAAGAGGAGUUGAGAGGAUAUAAUCGGACUGCUAUCGAUUUUACGUUGCAUACUAUUGUGGAGGAGAGUUGCGAAGAAAGCGAAGCUGAAUCCGAGAAACGACCAACUAGACCACUGGAGAGGUAUUUCUUCUACGGGCUAGGUGAUGGGGAUGACCCUCCCAACGAUGCCGACACUAUCUCGGAGACAAGCUCUGUACACAGUGAGACCCUGGAUAGUGAGAGUGUGGAGCCUGAAGGUGAGGAUGGGGUUGAAGACGCGGUGGAGACGGCUUGCUCGAGGUUGGAGAAGUAUUUCCUGUCGGGUUUCAUGGGGUUCAGUAGGAGAGACUCGGACGGAAGUGUGGGGAGCGACAGUGAAGGUCGUCCCAGUCCUGAACAACGCAGGAAGAGGUUGGUGCGAGCGAGAGGUGCUGGUCGGUCUCACUCGUCCUCACUCGACAAUCUGUUGGCCGAGGCUGAGCAGCUGCCAGCCGAGAGUCAGGUGGUGUCCGGGGAGGGAUCAUCCGAUGAGGAAGAGGAGAGUUUGUUUGAGAAGAAUGAUGGACAGUUUGACACCGUGAAGAGGACUAAGAAGAAGAAGAGGAGUGUGUCGUCGGCGCCCGAGGUUCAUCUGCUCGAGGUUCCCGAUGGCGAGGUGAAUGAGGAUGGACGUGAGGAGGAAGCUGACAAGAAUGGGGAGGUCGCUGUGGCGGAGUUGGCUUCUAGUCGAGGGAAGCAACACAGUAGAGAUAGUGGUUUCAUGGGGAGUUGUGAUGACUUACUGAAAGAACCACCCGCCGUAGUGACGUCACUAGUUGAGGAAAAAGAUGUUGUCGAUAAAGGUGAAGAUGAUCAUAAACCGUCUACAUCUACGUCGUCAACUGCUAGUGCACCACCUGUGAGAGAGAGAGAAGCUCCUCCCAACAUCCCAGCUGAGAGUUUGGUAAGGAAAGAUAGUUUCAAUAAUUGGAGUAGUGAUGAGGAAACUAAUCUGAUGAUGUCGAAAAUGCGCGCGUUUUUUAAAACAAUGGUUGGAAAUCAGCCGAAGGCACCUCCCGCGUCCCCAGGGCCGCAACCCCGCACCCGUAGUAAACCUCCGCAACUGGUGUAUUUCGAAUCUGAGUUGACACGACUUAUGAAGACGGUUCCCGGACUCCGUGACGACCAGGUCAGGGAGAUCGUCGAGUAUCUAAGUAGUGAAGAUACAUGGAGUGACUCAUACGACUCGUCAGACUACACCAGUUCCGACCUGGAGGGCGCCGGUCGCAAGAGUGUGUUGCAACAGCAGAUUUCGGCCAGUUGUCGGCAGAUUAUCGACAAUUUUACGCCGACAUCGGUCAAUUCUCGGCCGAUUAUCGAUACCUUCACGCCGACACCGACGCCGGAGGCUAGGCCAGAUGAGGCGGCCGUCGUUUAUCAGCGACUGGUGGCGUCGCUAGGGCGUCUCGACGCCAAUGAUAGCCAGCAUACGUCUUCGCCGCCGCUUAUCGCCAAGGUGAUGCAGCAUAUUGGCAGUCGGCUGGUCGCUCUCAUGCAUGAGGUGUCAAGCGGCGAAGGCGGAGGCGGCGGUAGUGGGGGCGGAGGCCAGUCGUCGCCGCGGGUGGGGGCGGCGCGGAUGCACCACCGCCGGAGCACGACCGUGAAGCCGGGGGCGGCAUCCACCACCGAGGAGGACGAAGACGAGGAGGACGAGGGACGGCGAGGCGGAGGCGGCAGUAGUCCGCCCCUGGCACUGCCUCUGCCGCGGUCCAAGUCGCACGACCCGCUGCUGGAGGCGAGCGACAACGAGCGGUUCAGUUGGCGCGGCAGUUUUGAGUCGGCGCUGUUGGCGGCGUCGGAUUCGCGCACCCGACUUUUAGACUACCAGUCGGUGCAGCCGAGCGGCAAGCGGAGGUCGGCUUCUGAUUUGCUCGCCAAGGGGGGCAGUCGGAUCGGCUUGGAUCGUGUCAGUCGUGUGGCAAGUAUCGGCGGCAGUCUAGAGACAAGAUCUGGGGGGCGGGGCGUCGCUCGCCGCUGGACUCAGGCGGUUCCGCCGACGGCGAGGAUGACUCGGAUGACGAUCGCCGCCUCCAGCGACCGGCGGCCGCCAACCACUGCCCCGCUUUCACACCGCCCCCGGCACCACCACCAGUCUCUACAGGCGCACAGUCUGCAUCAGUUUGCCGCCGCCUCCGGAGGCGGAGUCAAGUCGGCCCGCUACCGCCCCCCUGGCUACCCUGCGGCCGCCUCUCGCGGUGCCGCCUCCAAACUACUAGUAACAUGUGCUGGAAUUGGACUGACCCGUGUCAUCGUUGUGAGUAGGCCGUGGAGCCUGGGAAUUGCGGUCCCUGUCACCAAGUCCCGGACCUCUGCCGCCUCCAAUGCCCCUGAUGGCCGAGCCGCCCCUGCCACGGGGUGCACCGCCACCCCCAUCGGCCCCGGCCGCCUCCCGACAUCGACUCGCUCACGUUACGACUCUCCAUGCGGAUGCUGGGUGGCUGAAGCAUACACACAACACAUAUCAUUGUACAAUAAAUAA